AUGGAUUCAGCGAAGCAAGCCGCCCGCCGCGCCAGAGUAGAGGCAUAUAAGAAGAAAAAGCAGCAAGAAGAGCAGGCACAGACUUCCGGACGAUCACAACCAGCACAGACUUCUGGACGAUCACAACCAGCACAAGCACCACAACCUUCGCAAUCAUCGCGAUCGUCGCGAUCGUCGCAAUCGUCGCGAUCGUCGCAACCGUCGCGAUCGUCGCAACCGUCGCAGCCGUCACAGCCACCCCGAACUGCCGCCAAGUUUCAACCGAAGCCCAUCACGAAGCAAUGGGCUCCGGCCUCGAAGACCUUCGCUCUCCCAAAACCGAAGCAGGUCCUACAGAAGCGAAAGCUAGCGUUCGCGGAAGAGGAGAAAUCAGAGAGAAAACCACCGAAGUUGUCCUCUGUGCCCUUCCCUCAAGAUGCUACACCCUCCGAGAUCCAGGAGGACGAGCAGGAUGAGCAACUGGAUAAGCUUGCCGGCACAGAGGAAGAGGAGGCUGCUGCCGCUCGAGAGGAAAGAGAGCGACGAGAAGAGCAAAGCAACGAAUCGGCCAACGUCGCUCCCACGGGAGAUGCUAUGGAGGUCGACGAGGACGAGGGUCAGGGCGAGGAUGUUGACCCCCUGGAUGCUUUCAUGAACGAUUUGGACACUAAACCGAAGGCCAAGGCCGCUCCCAAGGUAAGUAGCGACAGCAAAGCCACACAAGAGCCCGAAGCGUACUUCAGCGACGACGAAUACGAUUAUCGCAACAAAGGAACUGCCGAACCUGAAGCGUACAUGGCCCUUGCGGCAAAGGCGCGCAGAAAGAAGGACAUCCCGGUCCACGAUUAUAGCAAGCUCGGCCUUCAACCAAUCCGAAAGAAGUUCUGGGUCGAGCCAGCCGAGUUAUCUGAGAUGACAGAAGCUGAACUGGCAGAUUUGCGCAUCGAACUGGAUGGAAUCAAGGUUACCGGCAAGGACGUACCGAAGCCAGUUCAAAGGUGGUCACAAUGUGCUCUGUCACGAAGGACGCUCGAUAUAAUCGGGAGCUUGGGUUUCGACAAGCCUACGCCUAUCCAAAUGCAAGCGUUCCCGGCAAUCAUGUCUGGUCGGGAUGUCGUCGGUGUGGCCAAGACUGGCUCUGGGAAGACGCUUGCGUUUCUACUGCCCAUGUUCAGGCAUAUAAAGGACCAGGCACCGCUCAAAGAAAAUGAUGGUCCUAUUGGGUUGAUAAUGACCCCGACUCGUGAGCUGGCAACUCAAAUUCAUCGUGAUUGCAAGCCGUUCCUGAAAUCGAUGGAUCUCCGAGCUGUUUGUGCAUACGGCGGCGCUCCCAUCAAGGAUCACAUCGCGGAGCUGAAGAGAGGUGCGGAAAUCGUGGUUUGCACACCGGGUCGUAUGAUCGAUCUGUUGGCUGCUAACCAAGGGCGGGUUACGAACCUGAAGCGGGUAUCGUACGUUGUUCUUGACGAGGCCGACAGGAUGUUUGACAUGGGCUUUGAGCCCCAGGUCAUGAAAAUCUUCGCCAACAUGCGACCGGAUCGUCAGACCAUCCUCUUCUCCGCCACAAUGCCCCGGAUUAUGGACUCUUUAGCCAAGAAGGUUUUGAACAGCCCCGUGGAAAUCACUGUAGGAGGCAAGAGCGUGGUUGCUCCCGAGAUCACGCAGGUCGUGGAGGUUCGUGAGGAGAACACCAAGUUCGUACGCUUGCUGGAGCUUCUAGGCGAGCUCUAUGACAAGGACGAGGAUGCCCGUACGCUGGUCUUCGUGGAACGUCAAGAGAAGGCCGAUGACCUUCUGAAAGAACUCAUGAAGAAAGGCUACCCCUGCAUGUCCAUCCAUGGUGGCAAAGACCAGAUUGACCGCGAUUCGACCAUCCAAGAUUUUAAGAAUGGAGUCAUCCCUAUCCUCAUUGCCACAUCCGUUGCGGCUCGUGGGCUGGACGUCAAGCAGCUAAAGCUGGUUAUCAACUACGACGCACCGAAUCAUCUUGAAGACUACGUGCACCGUGCUGGUCGUACGGGACGUGCUGGGAACAAAGGCACGGCUGUUACAUUCAUCACGGAAGACCAAGAGAACUGCGCUCCAGGAAUCAUGAAGGCACUAGAGCAGAGUGGACAGGCCGUUCCAGAACAGCUCGAAGAAAUGCGAAAGGCCCAUAGGGACAAAGUCAAGGCUGGCAAGGCCAAAGACCAGUCAGGCUUCGGAGGCAAGGGUCUGGAACGCCUCGACAAGGAGAGGGAACACGCCCGUAACCGGGAACGAAAAACCCACAGAACAGAGGGCGAAGGGGAGGAGGAGGAGAAGAAGGAUGAGACCGGCACCGAGGACAAGAAGACUGAUAAAGCUGCGGCCGCUAUCCAAACGGCUUCUUCUGGCAUCAUCUCCCGCGAUGCUGCUCGCGAUGCUGCUCCGAAGGUAGACCUUGAGCCCAAAUUCACCAUCCACAAGCGUGAAGUGCCCGCUCCGACAGCUGGGGGUGGUAACAACCCGUUGGACAAGGUAUCAUCUGCCAUCAACGCCAUCAACGCACGCUUGGGUCGGGCUGGUCAGCUUCGUCCGGGGCAGCCUAUCGACAACAAGGGACCUGAUGCUGGCGCGUAUCACGCAACUCUCGAGAUCAACGACUUCCCUCAGAAGGCCCGUUGGGCUGUGACCAACCGUACCAACGUAGCCAAGAUUCUCGAAGCCACAGGAACGUCUAUCACGACGAAGGGCAACUUUUACCCGGCUGGCAAGGAGGUUCCAUCUGGCGCAGAGCCGAAGCUUUACAUUCUGGUGGAGGGUGACACCGAGUUGGUUGUAGCCAAUGCCAUGGCUGAACUCACCCGCCUACUGAAGGAGGGAACGGUGGCCGCCGCCGACGCAGACAAUAGGGCACCGAUUGGUGGUCGCUAUAGCGUUACGUGA
Messenger RNA from Anthostomella pinea, 2886 nucleotides. The record is from the annotation of a GenBank genome assembly. NCBI's taxonomy places the organism in Eukaryota, Fungi, Ascomycota, Sordariomycetes, Xylariales, Xylariaceae.